AUGAGUAUACCUCUAAAUCUCUAUGGUGGUCGGAUAUUCUUUUACUUGCUAAAAAAAUUCCGGAGGAUUUUUUUUGUGAACAAUUUAGAUUUCAAAGUUGGUGAUGAUUUUACUACUUCCUUUUGGCUUUCUUCUUGGUUGAAAGAGGAAACUAUUAGUUCUUUAUUUCCUUCUCUUUUUGCUAUUUCCCGUUUGCAGGAUGCUUCCAUUGCUAGCACGGGAGGUUGGAUUAAUGGGGAGUGGCAUUGGAAUGAUUUUGGAAAUCCGAUUUUUCCGGAUUCGGAGACAGGGGCAGCAGCGAUGCUGCGUUUACUGUUGGGGCAGCAGCCCUCCGUAUCGAUGGUUUGCGCCGCGGACGUUCCGAGGUGGAGGAGGACGGAGGAUUUUCGGUUUUCGCUUUCAUCGUGUUACGGAGCGUUAUGUGUUAGGUACACUCAAUAUGGCCCUCCUAAUUGUUUUGAUUUCGUGUGGGAUUAUUUAUGGAAGAUUGAAGCCCCGUUAAAAUGCAAAGCUUUUGAAUGGAAGUGUUUUUUAAACAGAAUUGCAACAAAGGACUUGCUUGUGCACCGGGAUAUUUCUUUUGCCCCUUCUAAUUUAGCUUGUGUUUUCUGUGAUGGUUGUGCGGAAUCUUCUUCCCAUUAUCUUCUUCUUUGUCAGAGGGUGAAUGAGGUUUGGUUGCAAAUUGCUAGUUGGAUUGGUUUGUCGGACUAUAAAGCGGGUGAUUUUAAGGAGAGUUUUUGGAAAUGGCAUUUGUUUUGUAGAAGGAAGAAUUUGAAAAAAGGGAAGGUGGGGUGCGUGUGGUUGACAACGAUAUGGAGUUUAUGGGUUUUUAAAAACGGUAUUAUUUUCAAGGAUUGGGUUUGGAAUUCCCGGGAUGCGGUUUGGGGGGUGAAAGCAUUGUUAUGGAGAUGGGCUUUCAUUGAGAAUAUUUCUCAACCCAAUUGUAACUUUUAUGAGUUUGACAAAAACUCUUUGUUAUACUUUAGUUAG
Molecule: messenger RNA, 990 nt
Organism: Vicia villosa (hairy vetch)
Lineage: Eukaryota; Viridiplantae; Streptophyta; Magnoliopsida; Fabales; Fabaceae
Exons: 1
Coding region: 1-990 (329 amino acids)
Source: RefSeq, a predicted model, not a curated record